AUGGUCGAUGAAAGGCCAACACGGCUACUUGCAUCGACGAGGCACCUCCGCCAACCGCUCUUCACUUUCACCCACCAUGCCAGGAACCUCAAAACAGUGGCAGAGAUAGUUGCGCCGAUCAGCAUAGAGGACUUCAGAAGAGAUGCAUUUCAAGCUCAAAGGCCUCUUCUUAUACGACCAAGCUCCAAACCCUCUACGUUGAGCCCUUGCCCCAACCAGCAAAAUGAUGCCAAUACCCAAACCAACACUUCGACUUCACCAACUAUACUACCCGCCCUAACCAAAUGGUUCAACACCUCUCCCUCCUCCGGAAAGACCUCAUUAACUCCGUACCUUGACAACUUCCGAUCUACCAUCCUCCCUUACGAACUCUCGUUCCCAAACUCAGCCCAAGUCUUAGGUUUCAUGUCUUGGCUACAACGGUCCUCCUCCUCCUCCUCCUCAUCAACGGCAUCCAGCGAUUCACACCCGGACUCCAACUCCGACUCCGACUCACAAUCCCGUCUCGCCCUAGCCCACCUCCUUAAAAACUAUAUCACUCACCACUCCUCCUCCUCCUCUUCAGAGUUCCUCAUUCUCGACCUCCCCCUCCACCUCCUCCUCCUUGCCCACCACUACAACAUGUUUCUGUCCUCCUCCCAAACCCCUCCCAACCCCCCGCUCACAAACCUCUACAUAGCCCAAGCGCCCCUCUCCCACCUCCCUUCCCCCCUCCGAUCCGACCUCCCUACCCCUCUCUUGGUUUCCCACGCCGGCCGCGGAGACAUCUACUCUUCCAGCAUCUGGCUCGGCUUACAACCGACAUAUACGCCUUGGCAUAGAGACCCGAACCCAAACUUGUUUUGCCAGUUGUGUGGGACAAAAGUCCUGCGGCUGAUGGCGCCCAAGAGGGGAGAGGCGCUGUUUCGGGGGGUGAUGGCUUCCUUGGCCGUGGCGGCGGGGUCUGGGAAAAUAAGAGGGGAGGAGAUGAUGAAGGGAGAACAGAGAAGGGCUUUGGAGGGGGCUGUUUGGGCUGGUGACGGCGAAGGGGCGGAUGACAUGAUGUACGAGGUGACGGUGCAGGCAGGGGAUAUGCUGUUUAUGCCACUGGGGUGGUGGCAUAGUGUCAAAAGCGUGGGCGAGGAGGGGGGCAUUAAUGGGAGUGUGAAUUGGUGGUUUCGGUAG
This is a messenger RNA of Neurospora hispaniola, 1164 nucleotides long. RefSeq lists its product as uncharacterized. NCBI's taxonomy places the organism in Eukaryota, Fungi, Ascomycota, Sordariomycetes, Sordariales, Sordariaceae. Bases 1 to 1164 code for a protein of 387 amino acids. The transcript has 2 exons. The record is from RefSeq and is a predicted model, not a curated record. Gene Ontology annotation, molecular function: 2-oxoglutarate-dependent dioxygenase activity.